ACAUGAGCUUUGUGAACAGUAGCAGCAGCAUGGCACCAGGACAACUUCCUUUGGAGACACGGCCCAGGGCUACCAAAGGAGAGAGAGAGAGAGAGAGAGAGAGAGAGAGAGAGAGAGAGAGAGAGAGAGAGAACUAGAUAAGUGCCCCCCCACACACACACUAUUGCACACACUUUUGUGUGCUCUCAUCUGUGGACAACUCACUUGGGAUUGCUAAAGAUCUGUUGAAUUUAUCUCUUGGCGACUUAUUUUUUUGGGUAAAAGUAAUCCAGAAUUCCCUUGGAAUCUGCGAGGUGUGCCCACUUUUCACAGGUGUAGCCACACUCGAAUCCUCCUUCCUACCUUGCUCAAGGGCGCCUUGACGGACCAGCUCCAACCUGCUGCUAGUUGACCCAGGUGCGACUUUGCAAACUUGAAGCCCACAAAUAUCCUCACGUCUUCAUCGUCAUCAUCCUUGGCAAGAAGGUAAAUUUGUCUGAGUGGUCGCCAACGAGCAAAUAUCAAUGGCAGACUGGAGUCUUCUGGGAAACUUCCUCGAGGAAGUACAGGAACACUCCACCUCCAUUGGGAAGGUGUGGUUGACCAUCCUGUUCAUCUUCCGCAUCCUGGUGCUCGGGACGGCAGCAGAGUCAUCUUGGGGCGACGAGCAGGAGGACUUCAACUGCGAUACAGAGCAGCCCGGCUGUGAGAACGUUUGCUACGACAAAGCCUUCCCCAUCGCUCACAUUCGAUACUGGGUGCUGCAGAUCGUGUUCGUGUCCACGCCCAGUCUAGUGUACAUGGGCCACGCCAUGCACACGGUGCGGCGGGAGGAGAAGCGGCGCAGCCAAGAAGAGGACGAGGGCGAUGAGGAGGAUGGCGACGACGACCCGGGAGGGGGUGACGACGACGAGGAACAAGGCGGCAAAGACGGCAAAGAACCAGGGAAGAGAAAGAAAGCGGGGCCUGCGGGGGGCAGAGUGCGCCUGAAGGGGGCGCUGCUGCAGACCUAUGUUCUGAGUAUCGUCAUCAGGAGCUUCAUGGAGGUGGUGUUUCUGUGCCUGCAAUACUUCCUGUAUGGAAUAUUCCUCAACUCUCUCUAUGUGUGCAAGGCUUGGCCAUGUCCACACCUGGUCAACUGUUACGUGUCGCGGCCCACGGAGAAGAAUGUCUUUAUCGUGUUCAUGUUGGCCGUGUCGGGCGUGUCACUGGUGCUCAGCGUGCUGGAGCUUCAUCAUCUGGCCUGGAGGCACUGCUGCAGAAGGUUGUUGGCCUCCAAGAAGUCGGCGACUAUCACGGAGUCAACUCGAUCCAAACAAGUCAUCCUGACUCCGCCGCCACCGCCGCCAUCCACCCCGCCUCCCGAUUUCAGCCAGUGCGUGAUCAGCUCCUCGCACUUCCUGGCGCUGCCCUUCCCCAACCACCGGCUAGCCCACCAGCAGAACUCGGUCAACAUGGUGACCGAGCAGCAGAAAAUGGCGGCGGGAGUCCACGGCGACGAGAGCCUGCUGCAAAUGAGCUGCUACCCGGACGGCUGGCGCGGCACCGCUGAUGUAGCCGCCUGCUACAACGCCGCCGGUUGCCUGCACAUCCAAAACAUGGGCAGCGUCAAGCGUCCGCUGCUGUGUGCUGCCAACGUGGUCCCAAAAGACAAACGGCGACUCAGCAAAAGCAGCGGCACGAGCGGGCGAACGCGAGCCGACGACCUCGCCAUCUGACAAUGGGGGCCAUUCAGCUCCUGGCUUGAACUUGUGAUGCGCGCACUCAACACUGCGGUCUUCAUUCAGAAGCCUCCAAGGAGCAUUCCGCUCUUUAGACCUGAGCCGCUGGUCAUAAAAAUGGAAACAGAAUAGUGGGAAUCAGGCUAAACAGUUAUUUUUGAACUCUUCAAAGACAAACAAGAUGGGCUGCAUGUGGGUCACCAACAGAGAAGGCCAUGCAAUUGGUACCACCACUUUGACAUCGCAAUAACAGAAACCAAAGCACAAAAUAACUUAGGAUCUUAUUUUUUCAUUUUUUGUUUUUUUUCAGAACGAUACCAGUACAACUAUGCAUUCCCUGUUUCAGUAUUCACUGAUACCCCCUACUGAUAACUCUAAAGUAUUUAUCGUUGGGUGACUAAUUUUAUGCAAUACCCGC
Messenger RNA from Syngnathus typhle (broad-nosed pipefish), 2118 nucleotides. RefSeq names its product gap junction alpha-5 protein-like. NCBI's taxonomy places the organism in Eukaryota, Metazoa, Chordata, Actinopteri, Syngnathiformes, Syngnathidae. The record is from RefSeq and is a predicted model, not a curated record. The coding region runs from base 504 to 1697 and encodes 397 amino acids. Gene Ontology annotation, biological process: cell communication. Gene Ontology annotation, cellular component: connexin complex. The transcript is spliced from 8 exons.